Scomber scombrus (Atlantic mackerel) is the source of this 1116-nucleotide messenger RNA. RefSeq names its product LIM domain only 4a (gene lmo4la). Bases 108 to 614 code for a protein of 168 amino acids. The record is from RefSeq and is a predicted model, not a curated record. Lineage: Eukaryota; Metazoa; Chordata; Actinopteri; Scombriformes; Scombridae. The transcript is spliced from 5 exons.
UUUUUACAUGUGACGCUCUCCCAGGGUUUGUUUAACAUUAGCUGAGUGCGAAGAGAAGAAAAAAACAGUAAGACCGUCCGCUCCAACUUCACAACAGUAAGGUCGCUAUGGUGAACAGCAGGGUGGAGGCACCCACAGUAGCAGUAAUGGGCGGCAGCGGGGGGACGGCGGGCAGGUCGUGCGCAGGAUGCGGAGGUCGCAUCGCAGACCGCUUCCUGCUCUUCUCCAUGGAACAGUACUGGCACACACGCUGCCUCAAGUGCUCCUGCUGCCACGCUCAGCUGGGAGAGUACAGCAGCACCUGCUACAGCAAAGGAGGCAUGAUCCUCUGCAAGAAUGACUACAUCAGGCUGUUUGGACACAGUGGAGCCUGCAGUGCAUGUGGACAGUCCAUCCCUGCCAGUGAGAUGGUGAUGCGAGCACAAGGCAACGUUUACCACCUUAAGUGUUUCACCUGUGCAACCUGCAGGAACCGCCUGGUGCCUGGCGAUCGCUUUCACUACAUCAACGGGACAAUCUUCUGCGAACAUGACCGGCCGGGAGGAGGCCUGCUCGGUGGACACCCGACCCCACUGCAGACCAACAGCAUGAUGUCUGACCAGAAGGUCUGCUGAGGAAGAGGACGGGAAACCAAAUGUGUGCCUUCUCCCCCGCACCUUCCUCCUCUGUCUCAUCUUCACCCUCCUCUUCCUCCUCUACCUGUAAACCUGCCAUUGGUUGAUCUCCCUCCAUUCAGACAGACUGUCACUGUACAAUCUGGAUUCAUUCAGUCCUGCUGCUGGUUUCCAUUUCAACUCACAGAUACAAACUGGCUUUUGUGAGAAAAACAUGAGGAGUGAAACGUGAACACGUGCAGUGUUUAGUUGGAGGCGUGAGGACGCUGAGGAUGCUGGGAGUUUUUCAUACAGCAGACUGCUGUCUAUUGUUGAACUGUGGCAAUAUGACACAUCAGAGCUGGCACGGCUAAUGGAAGACUUGUCCUGGAAUUAUCCCAUUCCAGUGAUUCCAGUGGAAUCACACAUUACCUUUAUCCUGCCAGCCAGCUGCAGCGGGCGCCCAGUGAGGAGAGAACACUAACAGCAGUGUGACUCCUGCAGGAGAUCAGAGACCACACAC